Messenger RNA from Vitis vinifera (wine grape), 835 nucleotides. RefSeq names its product heavy metal-associated isoprenylated plant protein 45. The transcript is spliced from 3 exons. Lineage: Eukaryota; Viridiplantae; Streptophyta; Magnoliopsida; Vitales; Vitaceae. The record is from RefSeq and is a predicted model, not a curated record. Gene Ontology annotation, molecular function: metal ion binding. The coding region runs from base 189 to 635 and encodes 148 amino acids.
GCUUCUGCCACAAGCUAGCUAGCUGGCUAGCUUUUCUCUAUAAAUAAUCCCAUCCCAUGAGGGCCGCCCAAGCCACUUCAAAUUAUAUCAUAUAGACAUCAUCUUUCUCACCUUUCUUCUCUUCUUCCUCUUCUUCUUCUUCUUCUUCUUCUUUGCCUAUAUACAAGCAUUUCACUUGGAAAUCCAUCAUGUUUGGUUGGCGUUCAGGGACACAUAGAUUGUCCAAUGCCAUGUCUAUUGUGGAGCUUCUGGUUCAUAUGGAUUGUGAAGGAUGCGAAAAGAGAAUACGAAGAGCCAUCUCUAAAUUAUCUGGCGUUGAUCAUUUGGAUAUCGACAUGGACAAACAGAAAGUGACUGUAACUGGGUACGUGGAUCAGAGACAGGUACUAAAGGUAGUGAGAAGAACGGGAAGGAAAGCUGAGUUUUGGCCAUACCCUUAUGAUAGCGAGUACUACCCAUAUGCAGCACAGUACUUGGAUGAAUCUACAUAUACUUCAAGCUACAACUACUACAUGCAUGGUUACAACGAAAGUGUCCAUGGAUAUUUCCCAGACCCGCCUUACCCAAUACUCAUCGAUGAUCAAACUGCGCAUAUUUUCAGUGAUGAUAAUGUUCAUGCAUGCAGCAUAAUGUGAUCUGCUUGUCCAAUUAUUCAUUCUUCAGAAAUAUCCAUAGCCCGUAUACAUAAAUUAUAGUAUGUAUUUCUACAAAUACAUAUACAUGUUUGAAAAUAUUAUGAAAAAAAAAAAUGAAAGAGUUUGCUUUAAGGAUGGUAACAGUGUUGCUUCUAAUGAAGAUGACUUCAUAAGAUAAUGAAAGAGUCUGGCUUAUAACA